CGCCUGCUCCUGGCAGGAAGGGGGCGGUGAAGGGACACGCAGCCUCCCCCAGAAGAAACGCGCGUGGAACAAGCCUCCUCUCGCGCCCAAGCCUCGCCGCCAACUUUCGGAGCGGAAAGAGAGCCAGCACGCUCUUGGGGAAACUGCACAUUAGGAGAAACUCAGACAUCAGGAGUGUUUGGUCUUCACAACUGCUGGCUUAAUGCAAUAUGGAAACCUCACUGACCAUGGACUGAUGCCUCCGCCACCCGGGGCUUUGCACUGCAUAUCUUUAAGAGAGCGACUCUUUCACAAUGAAUGUAAGGUCAUGCAGUAUGAGCCAUCGGACAACAAGUACUCCUCACAGGUCCAAGAUGGUAAACGGACUUCAUAUCCCACCUAUCCGAGCUCAUGUAGGAACUUCUUGCUUGUCAACUAGUGUUAGUACCCCAAGCCCAGCUAUUGGGAUCCUGUCCAGCAACUUUCAUUUAAAGGCAUCUCUUGGAGGAAGCAUUGCCCCACCGAACAACAUUGUUGAUUCCAAUAUUCAUUUCCCUGCUUUAAGCCCCAGGAGACAAACAGUUACAAGUGGGAAGCCUUCGUUCCAAGUCCCACAACCUCCAGGAUUGACAGCACCACAGUUUUUGAAGCCAAAGCAGCAAGAAUUUGAAAAUAGUUUUACUACCAGCACAGUUAAAGGGGGUCUUGCCUGUGGGCCUCGGUGCAAGUCCAUUGGAAAAAGCAGCUGCAACAAUUUAAUUGUUACCAGCAGUCCAAUGAUGGUUCAGAGACUGGGACCUCCAUCUCCUCCAGCACAACAGGUCUCAACGGGAUGCAACCAAAUCAGCCCUAGUUUACAGAAGGCUAUGAAUGCUGCAAACCUAAAUAUACCUCCAUCUGAUACAAGAUCCCUGAUGUCACGGGAAUCUUUGGCAUCCACAACAUUAAGCCUAUCUGAAAGUCAAUCAAUACAGAAUGUCAAACAAGAAUGGCUUCACGGUUAUAGGAUUUUUCCUUCUUUUCCUUCCAAUCAAGGCUCACAAAACAGCAGUGAGUCAGGUGAUAUACCAAGUGUCACAUCCGGCAUGUCCAUGUCCAACAACGUUUCUAACUCAUUGCCAUCUUACCUGUUUGGUGUGGAGAGCAGUCAUUCACCUUAUCCUAACCCCCACCAUUCUUCAGCAAGGUCUCAUUCAGCCAAAAAGAGGGCCCUCUCCCUGUCCCCUUUGUCUGAUGGCAUUGGGAUUGACUUCAAUACAAUCAUCCGCACAUCUCCCACCUCUCUUGUUGCUUACAUAAAUGGUUCAAGGACAUCUCCAUCAAACCUGUCUCCUCAGCCUGAGGUCUAUGGGCAUUUCUUGGGAAUAAGAGGAAGUUGCAUCCCCCAAACAUGCUCGAUUCCUAAUCCCAAAAAAAGACUUUUAGUGGCUAAUGGCACUGUCACCUUCCCAGGGUACCAUGAAAAUGGAAAUACUGAAUACCAACGCAUGCAACAGUUGGAGCAAAACAUCCUGCAGCCAGUGGUCACAAACAACAUGGUGGUUCAACAAGGUAUUUCCCUUCUAGACAACCAAUCUGUGGGUAUGUUAAAGAGUGGGUGUAUGGAUAGUUUUUCUGGAAACACCAAUGAGACAUCCUCUGCUUCUCCGUUGACUACUCCUGUUCUUCCUCUGCCACAUGGCCCACCACCUCCAUACCAUGCACAUCAGCAUGAACUCAUAAACCAUUCUCACCAGCUUUCCUUGACACCAUCCAUCCAAGGUUCUCUGUUAGAUGAUGAUGGUGAACUGGAUGAUUUUAAUGGCAAACACUGUUGUCGCUGGAUAGACUGCAAUGCUACCUAUGACUUGCAAGAAGAACUUGUACGGCAUAUAGAGAAAGUUCACAUAGACCAAAGGAAAGGAGAGGAUUUCACUUGUUUCUGGGCUGGGUGCCCGCGAAGAUACAAGCCAUUUAAUGCCCGCUACAAACUUCUGAUUCACAUGAGAGUGCAUUCAGGAGAGAAGCCAAACAAAUGUACGUUUGAAGGUUGCAAGAAGGCCUUUUCUAGACUAGAAAAUCUCAAGAUUCACUUGAGGAGCCACACCGGAGAAAAGCCUUACCUUUGCCAGCACCCAGGCUGUCAAAAAGCAUUCAGUAAUUCAAGCGACCGAGCCAAACACCAGAGGACGCACCUGGACACUAAACCUUAUGCUUGCCAGAUUCCUGGAUGUACCAAACGAUACACCGAUCCAAGUUCUUUAAGAAAGCAUGUAAAGGCCCAUUCCUCCAAAGAUCAGCAGGCCAGGAAAAAGUUGCGUUCCAACACAGAAAUUGACCAAGACAUUCUCAGUGACUGCCUCACCAUCCAAACUCUUCAGCCAUCCACAUCUCCACAUGAUGCUGCAGAUAGCAGUGUAAGACGAUCACCAGGACUGGUGCCUGACAUUUACACAGCUGCACUGUUCUCAAGUAAUCAGUCAAGCCGAAGUGCCACGGCUGUAGGUGCUCUGACCCCGUCACUCUCUGUGAGUCACAGUUCACCAGGACACAACAUUCAUGGUGGCCCAGGCAACCCACCAAUCCAAGGACUCCCUCUCGCUACAGGGGACUCUGGAAAAGAGAGAUUUUCCACAUCCGUUUCUUUUUCUCCUCAUCAUAUAAGCUCCAGGAGAAUUUCUGUUCCCUCUCCCUUGAUGCAGAAAGGGACAGCACAGUGCUCUCAUGGCCAGCAACUUGUGGGGACCCAUUUGAAGGUGUAUGACCCAUCAAAACACCCCUCUGUUCAGCCAAACAGCAUUCAAAUCCAAGGUGUUUAUGGCCAACUGCAAACUUUCUGUUCUCCACAUUAUACUGACAAUCAAAGAAAUAUUCAACACGUUGGAACUUGUAAUAUGGUCCCUCCUUUUGAAGACUGCCUUGUACCCACAUCUGUGGGGCAAGCUGGUCUUGAUGUUUUCCAUAGAGCAUUUUCAGCACAUUCUGGUAUUGCAGUGUAUGAUCUUCCAUCUGGCUCCACUGGUAUCUUUGGUGAUCCAUUAUGCAAUGGGGCCGAGGACAACAGUUUCCUUCAGAUAAAUGCUGUAGAUCGCUGCCCUAGUCAACUUUCUUCUGUUUAUACUGAAGGCUGAGAAAACACAAAUAACAAUUCUCCAUCUAGCUCCCAUGAGAACCACUGUAUUAUAGAUCAUUUUUUUCUUGAUCAGAAAACAAGUACUAAAGGUAUGACACUUAAAAAAAAUGGAAGAAAACCCACCACUAUCAUCAUCAGAAAGACUCAGCUUCACAGUUGCAGCUAAUAUCUGGGGUUGUGGAAGAUGUUGGUUCAAAGGUUAUUUACCAAAGUGUGAACAGUCAUUUAUUAGGUUCAGCCUUUUCUGUGGCAAACCUCUUUCCAAAGGGAACAGAAAAGAAAACUACUGCUUGAUACAUUUUUAAUUGAAUUAUCUGCAUUUUGAAACUGAUAUUUUAAAAAUCUGUUGUAAGUACUAUAUGAAAAUGAACCAGAACUAUAAAUUGUAAACCUCCUGUCAAAAGAGAGCUUCUUAUGUAAUGAGCCAGUCUAAGGUGCUUUGAAAUUUAAGUACAUAAUCCCACGUGUAAGAGGGCAAAAAGGGAAAAGCAUGUGUUUUUCAGACCUGCUGUGGUACCAGUUGGUAGUGGUAAUAGUACUGCUUCGAUUUUUUUUCUAAAAUAUUGUUGCUUCUGGAUUUGUUAAUACUCUUUAAUACUCUUAACAACACAGUAUUAUCUGCAUUAGCCUUAAGACAUGAAUGUUUGUGGUUUCUCAACAUUUUGUCGGAGUAAAUUCAUUCUGCUGGGUAUAAAUACUGCUCUAUAAUUUAAUUAAUUAAUAUUUCAAUUUCAUAUAUAUAGUAUUAAUUUAUUUUUUAAAGCACACACAUUCUGAGUAGGUUUUCCAUACCAACCUGUGGAAAUAUGUCUUGCCUAAGAAAUGUCACCAAAGCUUAAUUCCUUAAUAAUCCAAUAGGUAGUUAAGGUGCAGUGGUUUGACCAUUGAACUAUGACUCUGUAGACAAGGGUUUGAAUCCUUGCUCAACCAUAAAACCAAUGGGCAAGUCACAUCUUCUCAACCUUGAAGGAACACCAUGGCAUACUCUUCUGAUCAAAUUUUACAAAGAAAGGCCUGUGAUAGGGUCACCAUAGGUCAGAAAUGACUUGGAGGCACACAAUAACAACAACAACAACAGGUAAGGCUCAGUCUGUACAAAAUGGGGUUCUAGUCAUUUGGUUCCAUUUUUACAAAUUUUGUUGGCCAUGUUAGCUUUUCUGUAGUCCUUCAGUCAUUUUAAUUAGCAGAUGACUAAAUCUAGGAGAAAACAGUUGUAGGCAGAUAUGAGGCCCCUGCAUAAUUCUGCUGGAAUUUUUGCUAUGUUUUGGUUAGUUAACAUCCUUGAUUUCAGCAAUUAUUUUUGAAGAAGUUAAAAGCGCCACUUCUCCCUGCCUACAAAUAGAUGGUAAUUUUUUUUUACUAGUAAAACAGAGCAGGCAAAAUAAGGAAAAUCAGGAGCUGUUUUCCCCCAUUAAUAUUCCUCCUGUGUUCCACAUUUCAGAAAUAAACAUAUUGGGUACAUUCCUGGUAAAUUUAUGAGUGUCUAAUUGCCACUGAAAUGAAUAUGGUUAAUUACUCUUAAGCAUUUCUAAUUUUGAGAAUUACAUCAAUUAGAACAGGAUGACUUUUAGCAGUCUUCAGAUGAUGACAUUGUUUUGUGGAGCGUAGCACAUGCAGUCACAAUGUCUAUUCAUUUUUGUACCAUCACCUGACAUUAAGAACACAUCAUCACCCACAACUGAAAUGGUGAGGAAUGUCCCUUAUCAGUAGGUUUCCACUGUUUUACUAUUAUUUAAUACAUUAGUCCUAUAUAGAGUGCUUGCUAAAUCAGAGUUUACUGAAGGAAUUCAUUCUUACUUGGUUUUGAGACUGAAUAGAUUCCAAAGUUUUACUUUAUUCCUACAGGUUUUGUUGAAAAGAGCAUGUUAUAUUACUAACUUGCACAUUGAUGGAUGAUCUUAGAAGGGUUCACGGUAGUAUCAAGAUGAAUCCCUUCGCUUUGCACCACAGGCAGCCAGAAUAAAAUAUUUCAGUAUUUCAUUACAUUUCUAAUUGCUGAACAAUGUUACUUAUUUUAAAGGAGGUAGAAUUCAAAGACAUAGCAUAUUAGUUUGGAUUAUCAGUAUACAAAGGGAUCUUUUAGCACCUUAGAGACUGAGAGAAAAGAAUUGGUAGCAUAAGAUUUCAUAGAGUAAAUGUUUGUCUGCAACAGUGAAAAGACUUGAAGUCACUACUGUAGUCAAAAUGCACAAGGAUGUCCCAUGAGUAUCCUGAGUUUCACGCUGGAUUCAGCAGGUAUAUGCUUGGACCUGAGACUGUUCUAAGGCUAAAAUAUAGUGGAGUAUCCUAUCCUGUGUAGGUGUGGCCCAAGUCUAUUUCUCAGAUUGCUGGAGCAAAGUGCCUAGGAACAAACCUUUAUAGGCUGGCUGUGUAUGUGAGUAGCCAUAGAAGAGUAAACAGAGGGGCCUAAAUCCUGUUGGUUAGUCCUUACUAGAGUAAACCCAUUAGAUCAGGCAUGGGUAAACUUCGGCCCUCUGGGUGUUUUGACUUCAACCCCCACAAUUCCUAACAGCCCAUUGGCUGUUAGGAAUUGUGGGAGUUGAAGUCCAAAACUCCCAGAGGGCCGAAGUUUGCCCACGCCUACAUUAGAUCAUUUAUUUGAUAGUGUGUCAACAUGGGCAUAAGUCCCUUGAUCCAACAUUUCUACUCUAGUGGGAAUUAGCAGUAGGAUUCAGGCUGCUGGUGUCUAGUACAUUGUGCCUUUCUCCCUUCCCAAAAUUGAUCUUGUUUUAGUGAGUUCAGUAGGAAAGGCUGCAACCCAGUCUCUGCGCUUUCAUAGUCUUCCCACUUCUUUUUAAAAAAUCUAUGUGUGAGUAAAAACCUUUGCAUGCAUAUUGGAGAAUCCUAUCUUCUACACGGCUAUUAGACACAGUAGAUCAUGGGUUCUUAACCUUUUUUGUUCCAAGUACUCUUUAGCCAGUCAGAUAAAAAGCACAGACACCUUAUCAGAAUGUAGCAGCAGCAGAUAGUGCUUUAAUAGAGUUGCUGUCAGUUUUCCGGGCUGUAUGGCCAUGUUCCACAAGCACGUUUUGCUUUCCUCUAUGGCAGGCAUCCUCAGAGGUUGUGAGGUCUGAGACCUCACAACCUCUGAGGAUGCCUGCUAUAGAUGCAGGCAAAACAUGCUUCUGGAACAUGGCCAUACAGCCUGGAAUACUCACAGCAACCCAGUUAUUCCGGCCAUGAAAGCCUUUGACAACACAGUGUUAUGACACUCAACAUAAAUAUGUCUUUACAUUAAUUUUUUAGGAUUAUUCAAAAUUACAUUAAUAAUUUUAAUGCAUUGAUUCAAGUUCAUAGAUCCCCUAAAAGACACCCCCAAAUCCAUUGACCCCUGGUUAAGAACCCUUUCUUUAGAUACGUCUUUAGAGGUUGGGAAGAAAACUACUACAUGUUUGCGCUGUUGUAAUUCUCUCUGUCAUCCUCAAGUGUGUUGCCAUAAAACAGAGGGGGUGUCUUAACAACAAGCAAAUGUUUGUCUCAUGCUGACUGUACCAUGGCUAUGUCUGUCUCAUCAUUUCUUACCCUCAGAUAAAGUAUUUAUAUCUGUCCUAGGAAGAAAUUCACACAUGUAUUUGACGAGACAUUUACAUAAAUCUAUGAUUGUGCUUUUCUAGUGUCACUUAUAAUGUGAGGUUAGUAUUGUUGUAUGAAACCACUAUCAUAAAAAAAUUCGUUUAAAAUGCCUCCAUCAAGCCAACUACAAUAAUUGUGUUUUUUGCCCAUGUAUAGACUGUGCCAUUUUGUAACAGCAUUUUUAUUUGUAAAAACCAGCACUUUUAUGUGAUUUUUAAAGAAGAAAAGAUAAAUCAAAGAAAUUAGUUUUAAUGUUAACAGAGUGUUGUCUUCAUUUCCUAUACAAAGUAGAACAUUUUAUGUAAUGUUGCUCGUGAUAAGCACUUUGGGGGGAGAGCUGGGGAUGUGGAGAUGUGUUUUUAUAUAAGUCUUACAUUUUGUAUAUAUUUAUAUAUGCUUCUUUUUAUAGAUUUUAAUUCCUUAUACCAUAAUGUAUAUCUUGCUGAUUUUACUGUACUUGGCAUCUAUCUGUUGUGUACUGUAUGCCUAAGAAAAAGAAUUAGAGUGCCUUUUUUCUAUUAAUAUGUAUAGUUUUGUGAUUGGUUACAGUUACAUUUCAUAUAAUCAUAAGUUAUUUUUUGUCUUGUUUUAUGAAGUCUUUUUAUAAAUAUGAAAGGUGAAAUGAAGGGUUUAUGCACAUGAUAAAGAAAAUAAAGUGAAAACUGGAAUUUAUAACACA
Messenger RNA from Anolis carolinensis (green anole), 7343 nucleotides. It is a transcript of the gene glis3, whose product is annotated as GLIS family zinc finger 3. The record is from RefSeq and is a predicted model, not a curated record. Gene Ontology annotation, cellular component: nucleus. Gene Ontology annotation, biological process: regulation of transcription by RNA polymerase II. Gene Ontology annotation, molecular function: DNA-binding transcription factor activity, RNA polymerase II-specific; RNA polymerase II cis-regulatory region sequence-specific DNA binding. NCBI's taxonomy places the organism in Eukaryota, Metazoa, Chordata, Lepidosauria, Squamata, Anolidae. The transcript has 12 exons. The coding region runs from base 294 to 3089 and encodes 931 amino acids.